AUGGCGGCUAAGAAUGCAGAAGCGAUCAUCGAGGGCGAGAAGAACACAAGGCAAUACGAGGAGAAAGCGGACCUCGAGAGCGUCAAGCCAGUCGCAGGCGAUAAUGCCGACUACACAGGCAGCGUAGCGAAAACGGAUCCAAAAGAGAUUGCGCUUGUGAGGAAGAUUGACUGGAGACUCAUGAACUACGUAGAUCGCAAUGCCAUCGCACAAGCCCGCCUCAACAACCUCGAGGACGACCUGGGCAUGUCGGGCGUUCAGUUCAACACUACAGUCUCGAUCUUGUUCGUCGGUUACGUCCUGAUGCAGGUGCCAAGCAAUAUGUUGAUAACACGGAUCAAGCCAGGCAUCUACAUGAGCGCGUGGAUGCUCGUGUGGGCCGUUGUAUCUGGAUGUACGGCGCUGGUGCAGAAUUUUGGCGGGCUGGUGGCGUGUAGAUUCUUCCUGGGGAUUACGGAGGCGCCGUUCUAUCCAGGUGCAACGUACAUGCUAAGUAUCUUCUAUACACGGAAAGAGGUUGCCACCAGAAUUGCACUGCUGUACUGUGCCCAGAUUCUGGCGACUGGCUUCUCGGGGCUGAUUGCGGCCGGUGUGUUUGCUGGUAUGGAUGGUCUGAGAGGAAUUGCCGGCUGGCGAUGGCUUUUCAUUGUGGAGGGUGCAGUAACAGCUUUCGUGGCAAUCUUCGGCUUCUUCUUGCUCCCCAACACUCCUCUGACGACCUCCUGGCUUACUCUCGAAGAGCGGCAGAUGGCCCACGACCGCAUGGAGCGCGACCGUGUCGGCGACUCGGGAGAAAAAGUCAGCAUGAUGGAAGGCCUCAAGCAGGCGUGCAAGGACAAGCGAACUUGGCUCUUCUGCUUGAUGCAAAACUUCCACUUGAGCGCUUGUUCGUUCAACUCAUUCUUUCCCACCGUCGUUAAAACCCUUGGCUUCAACAGGACCGUCACACUCGUUCUCACAUGCCCACCGUUCCUCUUCGCUGGUGCUGCGGGCAUUUGGACUGGAUGGAGCUCCGGACGCCUGCACGAGCGCACCUGGCACAUCACAGCCGGUCUCUUCGUUGCCAUUGUAGGAUUUGUAAUCGCAGCCAGCACUAUGAACACGGCUGGUCGCUAUAUCGCGUGCUUCAUCUUCCCUGUGGGCGCCUACUCAGUCAAUUCGGUCAUCAUCGGCUGGGCAUCGUCCACACUGAGCCAGACGAAAGAAAAGAAGGCUGUUGUCCUGGCUAUGACCAAUGUGGGAGGCCAGAUUGGAUACAUCUACGGCGCGUACCUGUGGCCGGAUUCUGAUUCGCCCCGGUACGGUAUUGGGUUUGGUGCGAGUGCUGGGUUCGCGCUGCUGAGCAUCGCGUGUGCAUGGGCGAUUCGGGCGAUGCUAAUCAAGGAGAACAAGAAGUUGAAAGAGUCGACGGAUGAGCACAUCAAUCUAUACGGGUACUAG
Molecule: messenger RNA, 1440 nt
Organism: Paraphaeosphaeria sporulosa
Lineage: Eukaryota; Fungi; Ascomycota; Dothideomycetes; Pleosporales; Didymosphaeriaceae
Product: MFS general substrate transporter
Exons: 6
Coding region: 1-1440 (479 amino acids)
Biological process (GO): transmembrane transport
Cellular component (GO): membrane
Molecular function (GO): transmembrane transporter activity
Source: RefSeq, a predicted model, not a curated record